Messenger RNA from Rhododendron vialii, 2381 nucleotides. Its product is annotated as protein ANTI-SILENCING 1. Bases 72 to 2042 code for a protein of 656 amino acids. Gene Ontology annotation, molecular function: RNA binding; chromatin binding. The record is from RefSeq and is a predicted model, not a curated record. Lineage: Eukaryota; Viridiplantae; Streptophyta; Magnoliopsida; Ericales; Ericaceae. The transcript has 12 exons.
CCUGACCCCAAGAAUUUUAUUGGUACUUCAUGGGUGCAUUUGUUGCGGCAACAAAAAAUUAGGACUUGGUGAUGCGUCAAAACUCAAUAAGACUUGCUGGUAUGUCCCAUUCAGGUGAAGCUGGCCAAAAUGAGAACCUUGACUUUAAGUGGGGACAGAAGAGAACUGUGGGUGGGAAGAAAGGCGAGGUCCAGUUUUACGGAACUUUUACUUAUGAUGGUGUUGACUACAGCCUAUAUGACUGCGUAUACAUGCACAAUGAAGAGGAAACCGAGCCUUAUAUCGGUAAGCUGAUAAAGAUAUGGGAGACUGCGGAUAAAAGGAAGAAAGUAAAAAUUCACUGGUUCUUCCACUCUUCAGAGAUUAUUAAUUGGCUUGGAGAUGAAGAGGUGCAUGCAAAUGAAAUUUUUUUGGCAUCAGGUGAAGGUUCUGGUGUGACGAAUAUUUGUGAUCUGGAAGCAAUUGCUGGCAAAUGCAAUGUUGUCUGCAUCUCAAAGGACAGCCGAAACCCACAACCUUCAGAGCAAGAACUUCAGAUGGCUGACUAUGUUUUUUCCCGUACUUUUGAUGUUCGACAUUGCACAAUAUCGGAUCAGAUGGAUGAUAAAGUUGCUGGGCUUGCAGUCAAGGUUCUAUUUGUCAAGAAAGAGGAGCCUCUAGAGUUCAAAACUGAAAGGACUGAGGGAAAUCUAAAUGGUUUGGUGCCAAGAGGAAGUGAAGAUGUUAAAGAUUCGCUGGUUGGAAGGAAAUCUUUACCUGACGUUAAACCUGCAUGUGGUGCUGCCUUGGCUACAGCCAGUGGUCGACAGGUAUCUCUUGCAGGAGACAAAGCCACGAUGUAUGGGACGGAGUCUGAUAAGAAUGAGAUGAAAAGAAGUAAGCUUCCUGCUGAUCACGUUGAAGCUGAAGAUAAAGGAAAAUCUUCUCAAGAUUCUGGUGCUUUGGAGAACAAGGCAUCCAAGAGCUCAACAGCUGAUGGUUCGGUUAAAUUUUCCGAAAGCAGGAAUAUCGAUAGGAAGGUAACAGUCAACGGGAAUGAUGCCAAGGCCUUGGUUACAAGUACUACUUCCACCAAAAAGAAACCAAAAACUGUACCCGGAAAGGAUUUUUUGGGAUCAGACAAGGGUGUAAAAUCUGCUAAAGAUACUGGUGCCUUGGAUGAUAGGCCUUCUAAAAAAGCAAGAGUUGAUUGUUCUGUUAAACUAUCCGAGAACAAUAAUGACAUUGGUGGUCAGAAAUUGAGCCUCAAUUCAGAUAGGAAUAAGGGAAAGGAGUUAGCAGCACCUCUUACUUCUGGAGGGGCAUUGAAAGCUGGAGUUUCUUCUCAUUGGCUUGACAAGGACCCUAAGCAAAAGACUGAUGAGAAGACGUCAAAGCUUUCCAAUGGGAAGCUGCUUAAGGUAUCAGCCAGGAAUUGUCAAGGCGAGAACAGAAUACCUGAAGGCGACGCAUCUGAAGUAACCCCCAAACCAGCCGAUGUGAGAGGAAAUUGGUUUAGGCAACUUCCUUGGGAGCAAAGAAUGAUAACUGCACAGGAGCAAGGAACACUUGUCCAGCUCUCAAAUUUGGAUCCAGCAUGUACUUCAAAACAAGUGGAGGAUAUCAUUUGGCAUGCUUUUAAGGAAAAUUGCACGGCGAAAAUGGUACAACACACUGCAAUUUCUAGUCCACACUCUGGUCAAGCUUUUAUUAUUUUGAAAACAAGAGGUGCAGCCGAAAGGAUCAUCACGGAAUUGGAUGACCGAUGCUUAAUGCUAUCAAAUAGGAGUCCUCUUGUUGGAAGCGUUCCACCUCCUCGUUCUGUUCAAAAGAAGUCAGCAUUUGUUGGCCAUCUGUCCAUCGAUAUAAUUAAACAUCAAAUGCAAAGGGAGUGGAAAGAAGCUUUAUCAACUUCACAUUAUUCUCAGCCAAACAAUAUGGAAUACGAGAUGGCCAUGGAAUGGUGCUUGCUACAGUCAAGAUCGAAACUUUGGUGGAACAAGUUUUACAAGAUACAAGGGGAGGAGUUGAGAAAACUUAAGGCCAAUCUCAAGAUGAAGUGAGCACCAACUGUAAAAAUAUCUUCCAGCGUUUCUUGAAGUAGAUGAAAUGCCUAUGCCAAAAGUUGUAGUUCCCGUACAGAGUGAAGAACCAAGGCGAAUUGUCGUCGUGCAUAUUUAGAAUGGGAUGAGAAUCAGUUUUCAGGGUUUUGCUUGAGAAACACAUGUAUGAAUAUGGCACAAAGCGUCAUACAUCAAGCUGGUUCUUCUGUGGGUUAUAGUUUGUACAUGAGAUGUUUCUUUUGUAAAUUCUGAAUUGGCAAUGUUAAACCAAUGCAUAUGAUGGUUUUGAAUGUAGUUAAGUGGGCAGAAGCUUGCCUUCGCCUUCAGUUUGCUUGUUAA